Messenger RNA from Andrographis paniculata, 2784 nucleotides. RefSeq lists its product as uncharacterized. Gene Ontology annotation, cellular component: intracellular membrane-bounded organelle. The transcript has a single exon. The coding region runs from base 1 to 2784 and encodes 927 amino acids. NCBI's taxonomy places the organism in Eukaryota, Viridiplantae, Streptophyta, Magnoliopsida, Lamiales, Acanthaceae. The record is from RefSeq and is a predicted model, not a curated record.
AUGGCCUGGCUUUGCAUAGCUCCAUUGCUGACCUUCUUCCUCCUUCAAUCCCAAUUCUCUGUAUCUGUAUCUGUCUCCGUAUCCCUAUACAACCAUAGCUGUUCCUCCGUCCUCCCGUUGCCGGACUCCGUCGCCGGCGCCACUUUCCACCGCCUGAACCAAAACAUCUCCCUACCCACCGACUACUUCUACUUCACCGGAGGCGACAAACUUCUCCGGCCAAACCGUACAUCUUCCGAUUAUUCCUACUUACAGUUCGCCAAAUCCCUAAAAUUUCCACUCAAUAAUCCAUACAUCUACGAAACCACCAUCCAUGGCGUCUACCAACUCCGAGCCUCGCUCUACAUCCGGUCACCGUACCACCGCUACUACAACUCGUCUUCUUACACUUCCAGCGGCCGGAGCCGGAGAGCUCAUUGGUACCCCACUGUCAGAGCUUUCUUGAGCGGUUUUUGGUCGGAACAUUCCAGAAAGCUCUGUAUGGUCGGGUCUGCCACGUGGCAAUACGACGUCGCUAGAGGAAGAAAUCUCGACGUCGUUCUCAAGCUCAGCUACGCCGCCGUAGACGCUCCGACCAUGCCGGAAAGCGUCGUCGCCGGAACUUUCGAAAGCACCUCCGACGACGACGAUCCGCUAGCGAAUUUCGAUCCCAUUUCCAUUUUUAGCUUUCCUCGUCUUCCCAACUACCAAUACUCGCUCGUUACAGAGGAAUUCGUCAAUGGAGGACCGUCGUUUUCGAACCAGUCGCUUAGCCUGCCGCCGGUGAGAUUUUGCUCCACCUCCGGCGGGCUUACUCAGCUCCAACUGUGGUAUCCGUUCGACUGCAACGUAUCCGCCAUUAACGGCUGCUCUCCUCUAGGCCCCAACGCCACUUCCUUCCCUCUCUUCGUCUCCUUAAACACGAUCCAGUGCUCGGAGAUCGAUCGGAAAAUCAGGUACAUGAUAACCUUCCAAAAUGGCAGCUACCAAGAACUGUACCAAACAAGUUUCGAUCUAAGAUCGACGUGGAUUGGGGAGGGAUCGUGGGAUGAAAUCGAAAACCAGGUGUUCAUCGUUGCUUGUCGAAUCUUGGAUCCUACAAACCAUUUCGGUGAGGCUGUCGGGGAUUGUUCGAUGAGAUUAAGAUUGCGAUAUGCAUCCACGUGGAACAUCCGAAACGUCGCCCAAAUCGUCGGCCAAAUUUGGACUAACAAAACGGUCAACGAUUCCGAUCACUACUUCAGAAAGAUUGAGCUCACAAGCGUCGCCAACAAUGGCGUACCGUUUCGAUAUUCUCAAGGUUUGCGAUACGAAUACACAGAAACAGAUCGAGUUCGAAAGACAUGUGUAGCUCAAAAGAACAAGAACAAUAACAAGAUUAAGUAUCCUAACAAGAAUUCUCACGAUAUGAGAUUCGACAUGAACAUAAAGAACUCCAAAGGACAAUACUGUGGUUGGGGAGGAGCCAUUCCUAUUUCGAUCGGGAACCAAUUAUACGGCUCCAACUACGCAUUCGUUCGAUCCAAAUCCCUUCCGAAUAACACAACCUCGACGAUCAGCUACAAAAUAAACAUCCAAAAGCGAAUCCCCACGAAGAACUUGUCGACAAAUCCUCGCAGCGAAUGGGAAGAGAUCAUAGCCGAGGGAGUGUACGACGACGAAACAGGGCACCUCUGUAUGAUCGGGUGUCGCGAGCUGCCUCGAAAUCCUCAUCUCCCGAUCACGGCCAACUCUUCAAAAGAUUGCGAGAUUCUUCUCGACAUAAAAUUCCCAUCGAUUACCGACACAAGGGGGGGCCUAAUCAAGGGGAAAAUCCGAAGCACGCGUCCGAAACAAGAUCCUCUGUUCUUCGACGAUCUAACCUUGUCGUCGUCUGCAUAUUACCUUUCUGCGGCGAGGAAAUCCGUAUCGAGGAUGGAGGUCGAGAUCGGCAUGGUCUUGGCUUGCAACACGCUCUUAUGCAUCUUCGUCGCGAUGCAACUCUUACAUAUAAAAAAAAAUACGACCAACGCUUGCUCGGGGAUAUCGAUCGCCAUGCUCGCGAUCCUCUCGUUAGGACAACUCACCCCUCUCGUCCUAAACUUCGAAGCCGUCUUCUUCCAAACCAACCACCGGCAAAGACUCUGGGGAUCACUCGAAACGAACGAAGUCGCGAUCCGAGCGAUAUCGAUGCUCGCAUUCCUGCUGCAAAUACGCCUCCUCCAAUUAGUUUGGACCGCCAAGGCUAACGAAAGCGCGGAUUCGUGGCUCAUCGAGCGAAAGUCUAUCCUCGCAUUGCUAUCGACGUAUGCGUUCGGCGCGUUCGCCACCGUAAUAUACGUAAUGAGCCAAAGUAGGCACGCUGUCGGUUAUUACGGCCGCCAUGGCCUACGAUCCUACGGCGGGUUGAUUCUUGACGGAUUUCUUCUCCCGCAAGUGUUGCUCAAUGCCGUGGGGGGCCGGGCAGCGGGGGAGAUGCUGUCGCCGUCGUUCUACGCGGGGAUCACGGUGGUCCGGCUGGUGCCGCACGCUUACGACGUGUACAGAGCUCACAGCUACCCGGUUUCCGGCGCCGGAGGUUCUUACUACUUUGCGAAUCCGGCGGGGGAUUUUUACUCGACGGGGUGGGAUGUUGUGAUUCCUUGCGGGAUGAUUUUAAUGGCCGCCGGUGUGUUUAUGCAGCAGCGCUACGGCGGGCGGUGCAUUCUGCCGGUGAGAUUUAGGGGAGUGUACGAGAAGGUAGCGCCGGCGGCUGAGGAUGAAACGCAGCCUCAACCUCAAGUUCAUACUCAGACUGAUGCUUCUGCUGCUACGGGAGGAGGAUGA